AUGGAGGAGGUAACUAGAUAUUUGGAGUUAGCCGAAAAAGAAGCGGCACUGACAACAAAAACAAAAUGGGAAGUCAAAGAAGGUAUAAAGGACUUAAGUAGGAGCUUUUAGGGACCUCCUUAAAGUGGACAAGUUAAUCGGUAUGGCGCAGUCUCUUGACGUUGUCGAAUAAAAGCUGCGAAUGGUCCAGCAGCAAUAGCAUGUACAGUAUACAAAAAAUAUAGAGUGACACCAAUAGUAGCUGGAAAAUUUGGAGGCAAUGGAAGCAAUGAAGUAGCAUGAAACAUGAAGAGCAUCAAUACCAGAUUCAGGAAAUACUGGCGGUGCAACAAAAUCAGCUUACUCUGCUCAAGCAAUCACGUUUCCUACAGCAGAGAAGUCAAGUAGAAACCGGGUAGGUAGAUCAAGCGAAGAUAAGAAGAACGAUAAACAAAUACAAGAAGCGUAUACAUUCGGUAGCGUUGUCGGAACCAAGGAUACUAAGUUAACCUUAGAGUGGCAGGUGGUAAAAAGGCGCGAACCAAAUGGGGCAGUGACAAUAAAGGCCAAAGUUAUGGCGAAGAGAGAAAGAAAACGGCCGACAGAAAUUAUAGUGAAGGUGGGCAACAGCUCAUACUCUGAUGACCUGCGCAAGGUAAAAACAAAAUCAGAAGUGAAAUCAGGAGAAGUGAAUAUCCAGAACAUAAGGAAAACCCAAACAGAAGAUCUGCUAAUUGAAGUUUAACGUGAGUCACAGGACUCAAAAUAUUUACUAGAUACGAUAUCCAAAGCUAUUGAGGAUCUAGAAGCAGUAAAAGUUUUGGAACAGAUGGAAAAGAUCGUCGUUCUCGACAUAGACGAGCAGGAAGAAGAAUACGAAAUCGUGGAAACACUGGACACCUCUUAUGGUUUCUCGGUAAAUAAAGUCACGGUCAAAAGGUUGCUGUUGGUUUCCAAGGGACAAACAAUUGGAAUUUUAAAGGUAUCCUAA
Molecule: messenger RNA, 970 nt
Organism: Cinara cedri
Lineage: Eukaryota; Metazoa; Arthropoda; Insecta; Hemiptera; Aphididae
Source: the annotation of a GenBank genome assembly